Drosophila ficusphila is the source of this 2301-nucleotide messenger RNA. RefSeq lists its product as uncharacterized. Gene Ontology annotation, cellular component: membrane. NCBI's taxonomy places the organism in Eukaryota, Metazoa, Arthropoda, Insecta, Diptera, Drosophilidae. Gene Ontology annotation, molecular function: ligand-gated monoatomic ion channel activity. The record is from RefSeq and is a predicted model, not a curated record.
AUACAUUAUUUCACGACGGCUUCAGUCAUUUGAAGUCAGCGGAGGGAUUGCUUUAGACCAACGGUGCACUUUAUUUUAUUAAUUUUUAAAUAAAUAUAUUUACAAAAUUAAAACAAAAAUCAGUUAUAAAAGCAAUAACCACAGCACAAAAAUGUACAAAUACUGAAUUCUUAACAAAUUUGGGACACACAAGACAUAUACAUUGAAUUUACUAUACAAUUUUUUAACCUUUUUUUUUACUUAUUAACAGAAAACCUAUUCUUAAUUAUUUUUUAUCCACUGUUGUACAGCAAAUGUGGUCAUUUUAAGUUUAAAGCGUGUUUCAAAUUUAACGCAAAAUCACAAAGUUUUUAAAUGACCAAUAUUUUAGUGGAGCCAAGCUAUUGGAGUACAGUUCUAAGUUUUCUUGCUCAGCAAUACUUUACGGAUUUACAUGCCACUUGUAUUUUAUGGCAUCCAUCGUUUGAUUUUCGUCUGGAAGCGGUUGAACCGCUACCAUUAAUUAUCAUGGACUCGCAGAAAUGGUUAAACCUAUCUGACAGCAAGGAUGUUUAUGAUUACAAUAGGAAGCGAUUAGAGUUUGAGGACAAAGGAAUCGCCAUCAACGAUUGGAUUUUAAGGCUGACUGUGGCCAUAGAAAGUUCCCACUGUCAGACAUUUUUAGCUUUUCAGGAGCAGAUUCCUGAGUUCGCAAAUUCUUUUUAUCACGCCAGUAUCUAUUCCAUUUGGAGAUCCCGAAAUCGGUUUAUUUUUGUUUACACCGAAGAGCUGGCAGGAGAAAAAGAUGACUAUUUGAUUGGAUACAUAUUUGAAGAUCAACCCAAUAUUUUACUGAUAACGUCAGAAUACCUGAACUCAAGCACUUUUGAGAUAAAAACCAACCGAUUUGUGGGACCGCGAAAUUUUAAUAGAAAACCAGGAUGUGUUGAAUUUUACCUUCUUCAGCGAUUUAAUGCUGAAACCGGAAAGACAGUCUGGAAUCGGGAAAUGGAUAGUAUAAUGGCCGGUAAAAUGAAAAAUCUUGAGGGACGAGAGGUAGUCGUCGGCAUCUUUGACUAUAAACCAUUUAUGCUAUUGGAUUAUGAAAAGGAACCGUUUUUUUAUGAUCGCUCAACGAAUACGUCGGAAGUAACCAUUGAUGGUACGGAGAUACGACUAAUGCUCAUUUUCUGCCAGAUAUAUAAUUGCACAAUUCAGGUGGACACAUCUGAGACAGCAGACUGGGGUGAUAUCUAUCAAAAUGCAUCGGGAUAUGGACUUGUGGGCAUGGUUCUCGAUAGAAGAAACGACUACGGCGUCGGAGGCAUGUACUUAUGGUACGAGGCAUAUGAGUAUAUGGACAUCACCCAUUUUCUUGGACGAUCUGGAGUCACCUGUCUGGUUCCGGCUCCGAAUCGCUUAAUCAGUUGGACUCUUCUUCUGCGUCCUUUUCAAACCGGUCUAUGGUUGUGUGUGAUGCUCUGUUUACUUCUCGAAAGUUUGGCCCUUUGUAUUACCCGUCGAUGGGAGCACUCUUCAAACACCCAAUCUAACUCCUGGAUGGCUAGCCUGCGUUUCGGUUGCAUUAGUACACUGAAACUCUUUGUAAGUCAGAGCACCAGCUAUGUGACUAGCUCUUACGCUCUGAGAACUGUGCUGGUAGCCAGCUACAUGAUAGACAUGAUAUUGACGACCGUCUAUAGCGGGGGACUGGCAGCCAUCCUGACUUUGCCGACUCUGGAGGAGGCGGCCGACUCUCGACAACGUCUUUUCGAUCAUAAGCUCAUUUGGACAGGGACUUCGCAGGCCUGGAUCACGACCAUUGAUGAACGAUCAGCGGAUCCAGUUCUGCUUGGUUUGAUGGAGCAUUAUAGAGUCUUUGAUGCCAAAUUGAUAUCUGCCUUUUCGCACACGGAGCAAAUGGGGUUUGUGGUGGAGCGUAUGCAGUUUGGACAUUUAGGAAACACUGAGCUUAUAGCCAAUGACGCCUUGGAACGACUAAAGCUAAUGGUUGAUGAUAUCUACUUCGCCUUUACGGUUGCAUUUGUGCCUCGGUUGUGGCCACAUUUGAAUGCUUAUAACGACUUUAUCCUGGCCUGGCAUUCAUCAGGUCUGGAUAAAUUUUGGGAGUGGAAAAUCGCUGCUGAUUAUAUGAACGCUCAUCGCCAAAAUCGCAUUGUGGCCUCCCAGAAACCAAAUCUGGAUAUUGGACCCGUAAAACUGGGCAUCGAUAACUUCAUUGGAUUGAUUUUGCUCUGGUGCUUCGGCAUGAUCUGCAGUCUUUUCAUAUUCGCCGUAGAGCUGUGGAGAGGUCUUGAAUAG